Budorcas taxicolor (takin) is the source of this 951-nucleotide messenger RNA. Its product is annotated as olfactory receptor 7A17-like. Gene Ontology annotation, biological process: G protein-coupled receptor signaling pathway. The transcript has a single exon. The record is from RefSeq and is a predicted model, not a curated record. Lineage: Eukaryota; Metazoa; Chordata; Mammalia; Artiodactyla; Bovidae. Gene Ontology annotation, cellular component: membrane. The coding region runs from base 1 to 951 and encodes 316 amino acids. Gene Ontology annotation, molecular function: G protein-coupled receptor activity; olfactory receptor activity.
AUGGCACCAAAGAACAUCACAGGAGUUUCAGAAUUUCUUCUUCUCGGAUUCUCAGAGGAACAAGAACUACAGCCCUUCAUAUUUGGACUUUUCCUCUCCAUGUACCUGAUAAAUGUGUUUGGAAACCUCCUCAUCAUCCUGGCUGUCUCAAACCCCCACCUCCACACCCCCAUGUACUUCUUCCUCUCCAACCUGUCCUUUGUAGACAUCUGCUUCACCUCCACCACCAUCCCAAAGAUGCUGUGGAACAUCCAGACACAGAGCAAAGUUAUCACCUAUGAAGGCUGCAUCACCCAGAUGUACUUUUUCACACUGUUUGCAGGGUUGGACGACUUACUCCUGACUGUGAUGGCCUAUGACCGCUUUGUGGCCAUCUGUCACCCCCUGCACUACACAGUCAUCAUGAACCCCCAGAUCUGUGGGAUUCUGGUUCUGGUUAGCUGGGCCAUCAGUGUCCUUCAUUCCUUGUUACAAACCUUAAUGGUGUUGAGACUGUCCUUCUGUGGAGAGCUGGAAAUCCCUCACUAUUUCUGUGAACUCAACCAGAUGGUCCAACUUGCCUGUUCUGAUAACUUUCUUAAUGACAUGGUGAUGUAUUUGGCAGCUGGGCUGCUGGCUGGUGCUCCCCUGUCUGGGAUACUUUACUCUUACUCUAAGAUAGUUUCCUCCAUAUGUGGAAUCUCAUCAGCUCAGGGAAAGCUUAAAGGCUUUUCCACCUGUGUGUCUCAUCUCUCAGUUGUCUUCUUGUUUUAUUGUACAAGCUUAGGAGUGUACCUUAGCUCUUCGGCUACCCAGAGCUCACACUCAAGUGAAAUUGCCUCGGUGAUGUACACUGUGGUCACACCAAUGCUGAACCCUUUCAUCUACAGUCUGAGGAACAAAGACAUAAAGAGGGUUCUGCAAGCAUUCUUCAGAAAGGCAGCUAUAAAUAGGCCAUUUGUCUUCAGCUGA